Molecule: messenger RNA, 639 nt
Organism: Pristis pectinata (smalltooth sawfish)
Lineage: Eukaryota; Metazoa; Chordata; Chondrichthyes; Rhinopristiformes; Pristidae
Exons: 2
Coding region: 1-639 (212 amino acids)
Source: RefSeq, a predicted model, not a curated record
AUGUCCCUCCUACCGCUCGCUUCCAUUGCUUCUCCAGACGAGUUGUGGGUCCGCCCCGCUCGGCCGACGUCAGCUGGACCCGACCCUCCCGGUUCUGUCCCAGGCCGGCCGGAGGAGCAGCAGCAGCCCCGGGACGGGAGCAGGACGCCCCGGGGACAGCGGGGUCCCGGACCCUUCCCGCCGCUCGGCCUCUGCCUGGGGGCGGGAUCAGCAAUUGAUACAUCGCCCCUUCUUGACGAUUGGCUGACGGAGGCGGUACGGUGGGGAUGGAUUGGCGAGCGGACCAAUGGUUCCAGCACCUCCUGUAUCUAUCUGGAUUCUAUCUGCAUCCCAUCUGGAUGUAUCACAGCUUGGUACAGCAACUGCUCUGCCCAGGACCGCAAGAAACUGCAGAGAGUUGUGGACACAGCCCAGCGCAUCACGGACACCAGCCUCCCCUCCUUGGACUCUGUCUUUACCUCUCGUUGUCUUGGCGAAGCAGCCGGCAUAAUCAAAGACCCCACCCACCCGGGUCAUUCUCUCUUCUCUCUGCUUCCAUCGGGUAGAAGAUACAGGAGCCUGAGGGCACGUACCACCAGACUCAAGGACAGCUUCUACCCCACUGUGAUAAGACUAUUGAACGGUUCCCUUAUACAAUGA